Molecule: messenger RNA, 1824 nt
Organism: Carassius auratus (goldfish)
Lineage: Eukaryota; Metazoa; Chordata; Actinopteri; Cypriniformes; Cyprinidae
Product: homeobox protein orthopedia B-like
Exons: 3
Coding region: 125-1111 (328 amino acids)
Biological process (GO): neuron differentiation; regulation of DNA-templated transcription
Molecular function (GO): DNA-binding transcription factor activity, RNA polymerase II-specific; DNA binding
Source: RefSeq, a predicted model, not a curated record
UGCAAGGAACCUCCUUUUUAACCACAAACCGAAUUUGCUUUCAUUUAGGCCAUAUAUAUUUUUUAAAUAGUUUAAAGUCAUAGAGAUUUUUUUGGAAAAGCAUUUCGCCCUGGAGCGGUGCGCGAUGCUUUCGCACGCCGACCUGCUGGAUGCUCGCCUCGGUGAGUUGUCAACGCCAAACUCCGGUCUGCAACUCUACUGGAUGAAGGAUGCCGCGGCUGAGCUUCUGGGUCACAGGGAGGCAUUGAAAUGCAGGCUGGGCGGCGGCGGAACUGACCCGGGCCACCCCGGAGAACUCGCCCCGGUCUCCGAUGCAGUGGAAGGGGCCACCCUUCUCCCCGGAGACGAUAUCAACAGUGCUGGAUCCAAUCCGCCGGGUGUAGCGGUAAACAGUAAGGAACAGGAGAAGCAGCAGCAGCAGAACCCCACCCAGUCCGGCGGCCAGCAGAGUCAGAGUCAGAAACAGAAACGGCACCGGACUCGCUUUACUCCGGCUCAGCUUAACGAGCUGGAACGCAGCUUCGCCAAAACCCACUAUCCGGACAUCUUCAUGCGCGAGGAGCUCGCGCUCCGGAUCGGCCUGACGGAAUCACGCGUGCAGGUUUGGUUUCAGAACCGACGCGCCAAAUGGAAGAAGCGCAAGAAGACCACCAACGUGUUUCGCGCGCCGGGCACUUUGCUGCCCACUCACCACGGCCUCCCGCAAUUCCCCUCCGCGGCGGCCAUGGGCGACGGCCUGUGCUCUUUUCACGCUAAUGACACCCGCUGGGCCGCGGCUGGGAUGCCGGGAGUCUCACAACUGCAGUUACCGCCCGCUCUAGGCCGACAACAAGCUAUGGCACAGUCUCUGUCCCAAUGCAGCCUGGGCGCCGGUCCUCCACCCAACUCCAUGAGCCUGUCCAACAUGUCCUCCAACGGUUCCGGCCUCCAGUCCCACCUCUACCAGCCCACCUUCCCCGGUAUGGUGCCCGCGUCGCUCUCUGGUCCCACCAACGUGACCGGCUCGCCUCAGCUGUGUAGCUCCCCGGACACUGACAUCUGGAGAGGGACGAGCAUCGCGUCCCUGCGCCGCAAAGCGCUCGAGCACACAGUGUCCAUGAGUUUCACCUAAUAUUUUGACGUGGUUCACCUCCUGUUUCUCGUCCACCGGUCAUUACUGGCCCAUGACGCACACGGAAGUCAAAGGAUACGACUGUCCUCUUGUAAACAAGGACUGUGCGCACCUGAUGGAAGUAAAACCUAAAGCAUCAUAGGCUGAAAAAAAGUAUUUAUUACGUCCUAUUUAUUUAAUAAUUUGUUAUUUAUUUAUUAGCACUUUCUUUUUGCAAAUUCAAAAUGUCAGCAACCUGGACAGUAAACAAUCUGCACAUUUGAAAUGUAUUCGUUUGCAUUUGAGAAACAAGGCGAGAGACGGUGCACUCGUUUUUAUUACUAUGAUCAUCGUUAUUAUUGAAGAAGAAAUCGUUCAAAAUUUAGGACUGUUUUAUGAAUCGUUGGAGGAAAGAAAGGAAAAAAAUCUAAAAAAGAAUUAAGAUUAUUGACUGCAUGUGCCGACCAAGGUAAACAACACAACAACGGGGAAAAGUCAUUUAAACGAGAAGUCUGAAUUUGUUAUAUAAUGUUAUAUAGGAUGUUUUGUGUAGAUAAAGCAUUCUUAACUCGUUCCCAUUCGGUCAGUUUGUGAUAUGUUCUAAGUUCUUGUAUGUGCUUAUACCAAUGUAAAUUUCUUAAAUGUUUGAUCUUCUUAACGGCUCUUUUGUUUCCUGAAUAGGCCUAUGUUUAUAACGAUUGAAUGUAAAUUAACGAAUAAAAUCAUUUUCAAUA